CAAAAAAUGAAGAGUCUAACAAACAUUGCUCGGCCAUGUUCAUGACAUAAGCGAGGCUGUAUAUAAGCUAGGUCGAGGGACCAGGAGGCACAGAGCAACAUGGCCCGUCUAGCAGUCCUCACUCUAGCCUUCGGGCUCUUCGCAAUUACUUACGCCGCACCAGGUGGAUAUGGUGGCGGUAGCCAAGGAGGUGGUGGCUACGGCGGCGGCGGCGGCGGUGGUGGCGGCGGUGGCUUCGGAGGUGGUCUUGGCGGCGGCGGUGGCCAUGGAGGAAGCGGUGGUCUUGGCGGCGGCGGUGGCCACGGAGGAAGCGGUGGUGGUCUUGGAGGCGGCUUCGGCGGUGGCCAUGGAGGCGGCGGCGGCGGCGGUCUCGGAGGUGGUAGUGGACACGGCGGCCAUGGUGGACACGGAGGCAGUGGUGGACUCGGUGGAGGACACGGCGGCGGCAACGGCGGUGGUUUCGGCGGCGGACUAGGCGGUGGUAGCGGCGGUGGUCACGGCGGACACGGUGGCGGCGGACACGGUGGCCACAGCGGCGGAGGCUACGGUGGUUCUGGUGCCAUUGCCAGCGCCAACGCGAACGCCCACGCCAGCGCUGGAGGUGGUGGCGGCCACAAAGGAGGAUACGGACGCUGAACCGAUGCAUGAAUAUCGUUAAGAACAAGAAAAAUUCAAAAGCUCAAUGUGAUAAAACAAAUAGAUUACUUUUCGCCAUACGUAAAUAUGUAUAAAUGCAAUCCAAAUAAACAUUAUUGUUUUUUAUAAAA
This is a messenger RNA of Spodoptera frugiperda (fall armyworm), 767 nucleotides long. Its product is annotated as acanthoscurrin-2. Bases 100 to 636 code for a protein of 178 amino acids. NCBI's taxonomy places the organism in Eukaryota, Metazoa, Arthropoda, Insecta, Lepidoptera, Noctuidae. The record is from RefSeq and is a predicted model, not a curated record. The transcript is spliced from 3 exons.